AUGAGUAAAGUGACUGACCAAGCUCAGCGUUCAGGAAGUCCUAUAAGAGAAUGCAUGCCUGAUAUUUCGAUUAGUCUUGAAGAGUCUCAAAAUUUAUAUAAAUCUCUUACAUCAGGAAAUUUAGAAAACGCAUCUAGACUCUGAAAGAAAUACGGAUACAUAUUUUUGGAACCUUUAAAACCAAGGCAAAAUUUCGAACUCAUUAGGUCUAUUACGAAAAUUAGAGACAACACUAUAGCUCAGCUAGAAGCUGAAUUAAGGCUUCUUUCAAGAAAUAAAUAUAAAAAAAUUCUUAAAGAAAAAGAAUAUGAAAUUGAGAUAUUGAGAAAUACUUUAGCACAAAAAGACACUCAAAAUCCUGAAUUGGAUGAAUUAUUUAAGGCAUCUAAAUCUACUUUUGAGUCAGAAAUACAAGGUAAAAAUAAUGAAAUUAAAGAAUUAAUGAAAGAAAUUGAAACCCUUCAAUAUAAGUUUAACGAAAUAGAAGAAGAAAACAGGAAUUUAAAAGAAAUUUUAACAAAAACCUCAGAUGAAAUAAAAUCAAGGUCAGAUGGAUUUUAUUUUCAAAAAAAUCAUAAAAUAGAUGAAGAAUUAGUAUAUCUAAAGCAAAUCUGCUUUGAAUACUCAUUAAAAAAUCAGUAUUUAGAAUCAGAGCUAAAGAUUAUUAAGAUCAAGAAAGGCGAAAUAUAUGAUCUUCGUGAUCAUUUGCUACAAUUAUUAAAUAAGGCAGGGCUGGGAGAAGAUGAAAUUGCAAAAAUAAAUUUUAAUAUAUCAGAAAUCAUUGACUACAAAAUUAAUGAGCAGCUUGAAUUUAUUCAAUCAUCAAUGCUUGAUUCUUGGAAAACUCAUAAUGAGUCAUAUCAGAAUGAAAAAAUUAUUAAGGAAGUAGAAUGCUUAAAACUUAAUUCAGAAAUCAAAAAGCUAAAUAAGUUAUUGGAAAAUGAAAAAAUUAUUAACCAAGAUAUAAAAAGGAUGAGCAAAGAGGGUUAUGAAAGUAAUGAAUGGAAAAAAAUUAGAAAUGAAAGCAUUGAAAGGAUUGAGAAAGCGUAUGAAGAUCAAAAUUUGGAGCUCAAUAAAUGCAUUAAAGAGCUAUCUGAUAGAAAUUCAAGCCAAAUCAAAGAAAUAUCAGAGCUUAAAGACCAAUUAAAUUAUAGAAUCAGAGAAGUAGCUGGAAGAUUAAAAAAAGAGCAUGAAACGAAAAAAGAGAUUGCUGAGCAUUUUUCUAAAGAAAAAUCAAAUCAUGAAAAAACAAAAGAGCAAUUAAAAAAACUUUUAGACAAUAAUAACGAAAUUAUACUAAAACUGAAUGAAGAAUCAGCAAAAGUAUCAGAAAAAACCCAAAAAAUUAAUGAAUUAGAAGAUGAAAUUAGCAAAAGUUUUGAGACCAUUAAAAAUUUAGAAAUAAAAUUAAAUGAAAAAAAUUAUUCAAAACAAACAAAAUUAAGCAAAAAAUCCAAAGAAAUUGAAUGCAAUUGAACUACUAGUAAGCCAGAAGUUUAUAGAGAAACUAAAAAAUGUUCCCAGCAUGUAGAGUCUCAAGCAAGAAUUUUGCAAGAAAAAGAAGAGGCUAUAGAAAAUCUAAUUGAAAUUAAUCGUAGACUGAAAAAUGAAAUUGUGAAUUUGGAUUAUAAAAUUCAAUUAAAAGAUAAUAUAAUUAGCAGAUUCAAGAAAAAUGUAGGGAUUGAAGAAGUAGAAACUGAAAAUUUCGAAUUAAAAAGAGAAAAUGAAGAAAUCAAAGAGAAAGAUAGAAAAAAUAUAGAAUCAAUCGAACAUCUUAAAAACGAGAUUGCAAAGUUGCAAAACGAGCUCAUCUCCUCUGAAAUUAAUUUCAAAAAAUUAAAAGAGUCAUCAGCUCCACACACCUUAGAGAAAUCAAUUAGGAGGAUUAAAACGGGGAUUAUUUCAGCCCCUAGCUAGCCAAGCUCUAGCUUUACGCUUCAUGUGGUGCUUGGAACUAAAACCACUAACGCCUUUUUUCUUCAGGGUCACCAAAAUGGGUUGCACCUCAGUCUGACUGUGAGACUCACCCGAACCUGUUUGGACUAAUAUUUUCAGCAAAAUACUCUCUUCAACCCCUAGUAUGAGAUGAAUGCCCGAUGGAUCCUCUGGAACUACUCUGCUAUCUAUAGGCAACAGAAUGCUACUCCAGAAGUGCUCGAUUGUUACUGCACAGUCGGUUUGCUUUCUGUGGGUCAAGAGGAAGCCCAGUCAGCCCGAGCCUUCACCCCACCCAGAGAAAUUCCUCCGCCGUGAGUCCAUAGCCCUCAGAUUAAUUUCUCACACCUUACUCCCCCCCCCCUCCGUGAGCGAACAAAACCAUUAGAAAAAUCGCCAUUUUUUGACCAAAAACCCACCCUCCGUGAGUGAACAAAAAUUUUUUUAAUAGAAAAAAUUUUAAUGGAAAAAAAAUUUUGAUAUAUAAGUGAUAAUUAGUAUAAUGAAAUCUAGAGCUAAUUCUGUUUAAUUUUUAAACAAAUUGCGUUUUAAAACAUAAAUUUUGCAAAUUAAAUUAAUAUUUGCUUCCCAAUUUUUGCAAAUUAGGAUUUUUUUAAAUUUCGAAAAAAAAAUAUGUUUUAUAAAAUUUAUAUAUAAAUUUUUUUUAAAAAAAAAAAUUAACCCCCCUCCGUGAGCGAACAAAAUUUUUUUGUUCGCUCACGGAGGGGGGGGGGGAGUUAGAAGAUAAACACCUCAAAGAAUACAUGUCUAGAUUUGAUGACUUCGAAAAGAGAUAUUCUUCACUAAUAAACGAUUAUGAAAACUCUCAAAAAGAGUGCGCAAAACUAAACGAAGAAAAAGCAAAGUUUCAAAUAUUAAAUUCUCAGUUAAUACAUGAAAAAGAAUUGCUUUAUAAUCAAAUUAAAGAUUUUGAAGAAAAGUUAAUCAAAUAUAAAGCAAAAUCUUAUAUAGAAAAGGAAUCGCAGACUGAAGAAACCAAUGAGAUUAAAAAUAUAAUGGAGAGUAUAAAAGAGAAAUUUGAAAAAUGGAACGCUGAAUUUGAUAUAAAGCAUCAGAUUUCAUUUUCUGAUAUUAGAGAUGCUGAUGCUUUUAUCAAUCUUCUUAUUGAAGAAUAUAAGAAAUUGAGAGAUAGUGAAAAAUUUAGCAUUACUUUUCAGCAUAUUAAUGAUGAAAGAUCACAAUCUAUAAAUAUAUCAGAUGAAAGCUUAAAUAAACCGAAAAUUAGUCCCAAAUCCUGCAUGACAGCUUUUGGAAGUGAAUCUUUUUCAUCAUAUACUGGCCAAAAGCUGUAUUCAAAAGGCUCAGCAUUAAACCAGCUUGAAAAUCCAAAAAGUGGAGAAAAAAAUAAAUCAAGUUUUCCUCCAGAUCCAGAAAAAAUUCAAUUAAAAGCCUUUCCUGCCGAAAGUAGCAAACAAAUAAACGUCAAUGCAAAACCAAUUUUUCAAUCUAAAGUAUCAAAUUUGCUUUCAAAUAUUCCAUUGCCAAAUCUUGAAGAAUCUAAAGAGAGUUCUCAGUUACAAAACUCAAUAGAUCAAACUUUUCUUAAAGAAAUUCCAAUAGAAGAUGUAGUAAAACUGCUAAAGAAUGAAAAUUCUCAUCUUACUCCCCCCCCCCCCGUGAGUGAACAAAACCAUUAGAAAAAUCGCUAUUUUUUGCCCAAAAACUCACCCUCCGUGAGUGAACAAAAAUUUUUUUAAUAGAAAAAUUUUUUAUGGAAAAUAAUUUUGAUAUAUAAAUGAUAAUUAGUAUAAUGAAAUCUAGAGCUAUUUCUGUUUAAUUUUAAACGAAUUGCCUUUUAAAACAUAAAUUUUAUAAAUUAAAUUAAUAUUUACUUUCCAAUUUUUGCGCGAAAUUAGAAUUUUUUUAAAUUUCGAAAAAAAAAUAAAUAAAUUGUUUUUUAAAAAAAAAAAAUUAACCCCCCUCCGUGAGUGAACAAAAUUUUUUUGUUAACUCACGGAGGGGGGGGGGAGUUAGUGAGGCUUUAAAGAUCUUAGAAGAGGAAAAUACAAAUCUAAAAAAUACAAUCAAAAUAUUUCGUGAAGACUGUGAUGAAUGGAAAAAAUCUUUAUUAGAACUUUAUAGUCAUGUAAAAAAAAAUCCUAGAGAAAAAAUAGGAGAUGUCUCGCCAAAAGAAGCAAUUAAAAAAAUAUUUGAUGCUUUGAGUGGCAAAGAAGAUGUAGGAGAGACAGAAACUCCUAAAAAGUGGUCUCAGAAAGAAGAUGCGUAUAUGCAAACAAUUGAGUCACUCACAAUUGAAAAGAGAUACUUAAUCCCCUCUUUAUGAGCAAGCAAAAUAUUUUGCUCGUUCCUAAGGGCGGUAAAGUUUUAUAAAGAAUAGAUGCUUUUAAAAUUGGUCAAAACAGGGACACAAUGGCUUUAUAGCUUAUUGAGAUCGGGGGAGUUAAUAAAAAGUGUGGAGGACUACGAAAAAGAGCUCCAAAAUUUAAGGAAGCAGCUAGAUUUUUAUAAAAUUGCUUCUAAUAGUCAAAAUGGUGGCAGGAGAAAGAGGGAUAGUCCCAAAAGAGAAAGUCGUCUCAGCUACUCAGAAAAUUUAUCUUUAGGAUCUAAAAUUAAAGAAAAAUUAACCUUAGAAGAGCUAGAAUCUCAAAGUAAAUACACACAAGAACUAAUAAAAGAAUACAAACAAAGCAAGCCUACACUUCAAGCUAAACUUCUUAACCACUCUAAAUACCUUUCAAAUAUUUCUCGAUCUUCUCAUCAAGAACUCCUUCAAGCUCUAUACGAAGAACAAAACCUCAGACAAGAGCUUGAAUCUGAGCUUUCCCAGAAAUGCGACCUAAUCGAUGAACUACUUAUCGAGCUUGAAAACAAACGAAGAUUUAUCCAAACCCGUGAAUAUGAAUUUCAAGAAAUUCUCACACUAAAAGAGCAAGAAAUCUUAAAAAUCCGCUGUAAAGGUCGAUAUUAG
Molecule: messenger RNA, 4885 nt
Organism: Blepharisma stoltei
Lineage: Eukaryota; Ciliophora; Heterotrichea; Heterotrichida; Blepharismidae
Source: the annotation of a GenBank genome assembly